AUGUCAUUUUCUUCUUCACUAAACCGAAUUGAUUUUUCUUCUUCUUCUUCUUCUUCUUCUUCUUCUUCUUCUCAAAUAAGACCAAUGUCCUUUUCUUCUCCACUAAACCGAAUUACCAAUGUCCUUUUCUUCUUCACUAAACCGAAUUGUUUCUUCUUCUCCUUCUCAAUCACGACCAAUGUCCUUUUCUUCUUCACUGAACCAAUUGAUUCUUCUUCUUCUUCUUCUCCUUCUUCAAUAUCUUUUAUUCUUCCCUUCCUGUCAUUGCUUAUUCUUCAUCGUUACCUUCUUCCUUUUCUUCUUUGCUGCACCCAAUGUCACUUUCAUCUUCUCUACCACCAAUUGCUUACUCUUGUUGUUGUAGUUAUUUUUCUUCUUCUUCUUCUUCUUCUUCUUCUUCUUCUUCUUCUUCUCAAACCUCCCUUUUUACGAGAUCAACGCAUGCAUCGGAGUAGAAACAAAUUAUGUUACUUUUUUCCCCAGCUUUGUUCAUAA
Messenger RNA from Acanthosepion pharaonis, 495 nucleotides. NCBI's taxonomy places the organism in Eukaryota, Metazoa, Mollusca, Cephalopoda, Sepiida, Sepiidae. The record is from the annotation of a GenBank genome assembly.